Molecule: messenger RNA, 2725 nt
Organism: Amaranthus tricolor (Joseph's coat)
Lineage: Eukaryota; Viridiplantae; Streptophyta; Magnoliopsida; Caryophyllales; Amaranthaceae
Exons: 7
Coding region: 44-2134 (696 amino acids)
Molecular function (GO): protein binding
Source: RefSeq, a predicted model, not a curated record
GUUUCAUCUACUCCAAAACUCCAAGCAAAGAGAAACGUCGACGAUGGCGACAAUCGGCGGAGCUCAACAAACAGAUAAAAAGCGUCGAUCAAUCUUCGAAGUUUCUGCAAAUUUCUUCGAUUCCUGUCGUCUUCUCCCUCCGUCAAACCUCCUUCAAUAUCAACUUUUUUCUCCAUUUUCUGCAAUUUCCUUCGUCGAAGAUGAAGAAACCCUAACUUCACACCGUAGAGAUGAUGAUGAAGAAAAAGAAAUGAAUUCAUCGGCAAAUUGUAUUACUUCUACUAGUAAUCAUAGUAUGAGUCGAUUGUCGUGCAAUACUUGCAAGUCUGAAUUUUGCUCUCUUCUUGACCAACGCUCGCAUUUUAAGUCUGAUCUUCAUCGUUUCAAUGUAAAGCUAAGCCUUGCGGGAAAAGAUAUUAUGAAGGAGGAUGACUUUGAUGAGUUAACUUCUGACUCUUUUUCAAAAGACUUCGAUGUUUCCAGCAUAUCUGGAUCAGAAGAUGAAGAUGAAAGGAGACCCCGUGCUUGGAAUAGCACAAACGAGAUGUUGGUUCAAACUAUCAAGCAGAAAUUACAUAUACGUCUUCUCUCAGGGGAGAAAAUAUCCAUUUGGAAGUGCAUGCUGCUGAAAGAUUCUGAGAAUGUUUGUUAUGACAACAAUCAGAUAGUGGUUAAUGACGACUAUGGACAUUUGUAUAGCUUGAAAGAAGCUGAUGUAAUACAGAAGUUGAAAGCCUUGACUCGUGAGCCGAGAGAUAAGAACCACUUCAGGAUUGUAUUACUGGCGAGUGGAGGACAUUUUGCUGGUUGUGUUUUUGAUGGCAACAAUGUAGUUGCUCACAAGACAUUCCACAGAUAUGUUGUGAGAGCGAAGGCUGGCAAAAGACAGUCAUCUAAAGAUGCAAGUGGCAAGUCCAUACAUUCUGCUGGUGCAUCUCUUCGCCGUUACAAUGAGCUUGCUUUGAGGAAGGAUAUUUAUGAAUUGCUUGCUUCUUGGAAGCCCUAUUUUGAUGCAUCUUCUUGUGUUUUCAUUUAUGCACCAUCAAACAACCGCCAACUAUUCUUCAAUGGUGAGACCUCACUCUUUAGCAACCAACAUUCUGAUGCUAGGAAUAUUCCAUUCAGUGUACGAAGGCCCACCCUUAAGGAAGCACGGCGUGUAUUUAACCAGUUGAGCCAAGUUACUUAUGAGAGUGAGGAGGAAGAGGUUCUUGAUAUAAAACAGACUCAGUUAGACGUUCCUGACAUAAAACAGAUUCAGUCAAGUGAAAGCUGCAUAACUGAUGCAAACCUUAGAAAGGAUGACAAAAUGGAUGAAGUGAGGGUGAGAAAAGGGGAUGAAUCGUUUGGAAGUGGUAAUUUAUCUGAUGAACACUCUUCAUCCGAUGAAGGUGAUAAAGAAGUCAGAAAUACAACACCAUUGCAUGAAGCAGCAAGAUCGGAUAGUUGCCAAAAGGUUUUGGAGCUUUUGGAGCAGGGAUUAGAUCCUACUAUUAAAGAUGAAAGAGGGAAAACACCCUACAUGCUGGCUACUGAGAAAGAAGUAAGGAACACUUUUAGACGCUUUAUGGCUGCAAACCUUGAUAAGUGGGAUUGGCAUGCAGCAAAAGUUCCCAGUGCAUUGACUACAGAGAUGGAGGAGUCUCAGGCUUCUAAACAGGCUGAAAAAGAUGCAAAGAGGAAAGCAAAAGCUAAAGAGUUGAAGAAACUACGCAAAGCAAGAGAAAGGGAAAAGAAAGCCCAGGCCAAAGAAGCUGAAUCGCUAUCUGUUGCACCAGUUUCACAGAUCAAGAAUGCCGCAUCACCUUCAGUCAGAAAUAUUCGAUCUGGCGCUACUGCAAGAUUUUCCAAAGAGGAGGAAUUAAAGAUGAAACAAGCCCAGGAGAGAGAAAAGAGGGCUGCUGCAGCUGAAAGGAGAAUAGCUCUGGCUGCCACCACUACAACUAACACCCAAGUGGCUAAUGUGCCUGCAACUACAAGCACAUCCCAACCAAAAAGCAGCGCAGGAAGUUCUGAUAUUGUUUGCUCCUGCUGUAAUGCAUCCUUGGCUGGUAAAGUUCCCUUCCAUAGGUAUAACUACAAAUACUGCAGCACAACUUGCAUGCAUGUUCACAAAGAAUUUCUCGAAGUAUGAAAACUUCUCUAAAAAAUUACAGCAUUUUCUCUGUCCAAAGUUAAUUUCGAUUUUAUUUUUUAAGAUGCGACAUAGCAUUGUUUUUCAUUUUGUUUUUUUUAUGAUAGUCUGUGGAAGUAGGUAUCCCAACCCAAUCCAUCUAUUUUAUACUAGCAGUCCCCAUAAAAUUGAAAUGGCUUUGUACGCGUUCCGCGUGUGUGAUAAGAAAAGGCGGGAAUUUUGAAAAUGGACUUCACAUCUUCACUUGUUCUAAGUGAACAAAGCCUUUUUUGUGUAGUUUUGUAUUUUUCCUUUAUGCAAUAGUAAUUAAUUUAUGCAUUUUGAAACAUGCAUAGUACAAUUACUUGGGCCGAUCUAAUUGGAGCCCGUGCUUGCACAUGAGGGAACUAAAAUUUUGUAAAAAAGUUGAGUUUGUAAGAGUCGAACUCCAAACCUAUUUUAUUAAAGCCUUUGUGCACACUCAUGACUUACUGAGCUACACACUUUCUGUGUACUCUUUUCUCUUGAUUGUUUAGUUACUGAGUUUGACUCCUGAAUCUGCUAAUGUACAAUUAUAUGAAUGAUAAAUCACUUAAUGCCAUUUUUGAGAAA